Soboliphyme baturini is the source of this 456-nucleotide messenger RNA. The record is from the annotation of a GenBank genome assembly. Lineage: Eukaryota; Metazoa; Nematoda; Enoplea; Dioctophymatida; Soboliphymatidae.
AUGGAUACUGGUUUUUCAGCGGAUGCCUAUUUUGUCGAAGACGGCCGGCUACUUCGCCCGGUCUUCGGCACUGUAGCUAAUGUGCUGCGACACCGCGGUGUCCUCACGUUCGCUUCUACUGCCUUCCUCUUUCACCAGUUGGCCAGUCAGCAGUCGUACCAUUGGCUCGAACAGGAGCGUGGCGCUCGUUCGGUGUUCGCCAUCGUCGAUUUCAGCCAUUUUCUCAUUGGUGGUUUUCGGUCGACACGCGCUCACAUGAUGAACAUAGAAAAGAAGGCGCAGCAACCGGCUCAUGAUGCCGUCAAACGGCAAGCAAGCGAUUAUGACGCGUACAGCAAGAAAAUCAGGGAGAUGGAGAAAGAUGACAAGCCAGCAUUUCGUAAUAGUAAGGGGGACGACAACACGAAUGUGCACGUGUUAGCAAAGAACGAAUACUGGGAAUACCCUAUGUCCUAA